AUGGCAGCAGAGCUCCUCCAGGCCAGCGGGGGCAUGACUGAGCAGACAGAACAGCAGAUGAGUCAAGUGAGGCAGGCGUCAGAGAUGCAGAUGUUCUCCUCCACCUCCUCGUACUCCACCACCAGCUUUUCCAUGAGCUCCAAGCUUCCCGAAGUCUCCCUGGAUGAGCACUCGGUGGUGCACCGCAAAACCUCAGCUGUGGUGGAGUCCUCCAGCCAGGUGCAGAAAUCCCUCCAGAUCCCAAAGGGAGAAUCUGCACCAGAUUUUGAGGAGAAGCCACGCACUGUCACUGCCCAAGAGGGUGACAAGGCAGUGCUCAGGGCUAAAGUCACAGCGAACCCGACACCAGCUAUUUCCUGGGAGAGGACCAGCGGACGCCCUCUGUCCGAGGAGACCAAGACCUUCUAUGAUGACAUCAACAAACAACAUGUACUUAAGAUCAAAAGUCUGAACCUUGAUGACGCCGAUGUCUACAAGUGUAUUGCCUCCAAUGAGCAUGGAGAGGCCACCUGCUCCAUUUCUCUCAUCGUUACAGAAAAUCCCGCAUUGGACUUCAUAAAGAUGCUGAAGAAGCGGAGUGUGGAGAAGAAAGAGGAGAAGAGGCCCCCUACAGAGGAGGAGAUGCUAAAGAUCUUGUCUGCAGCUGACAAGAAGGACUACGAGAGGAUCUGUGCUGAACACGGCUUCACUGACUUCAGAGGAAUCCUCCGGAAGCUUAAGGAGAUGAAGAAAAAAGUGGAGGUGGAGAUGGUGCGUGUGCUGAAACCCCUAGAGGACAUCACUGCCAAGGCAGACACCAAUGUUGUCUUUGAUACCAUCCUUGAACUGAAGGAUCCAAACACCAAGAUGCACUGGUUCCUGGGCACAGAGUUGUUACGCAUCCAGUACGCUCAUGGGAAAUAUGAAGUGAAGCAGAUGGGAACCAAGCACAUGCUGUGUGUCUCUAAUGUGAGCCUCAGUGACAUGGGCACCUACACUCUGCAGGUCGGAGACAAGAGCCUGUCAGCCAGGCUCACCGUCAUAGAUGAACCUCUGAAGUUCCUGUCUGACGUCAAACCCAUGAAAGUGACAGAGCGCCAGACAGCCGUCUUUGAAGUCCGUCUCUCUAAAAAGACCGAUGCACCUCUGAUCUGGAAGUUUAAGGGGAAGGAAGUCAAAAGAGAUGAAAAAUUUGAGGUGUCGCAAUCUGGGGACGGCCUGACCUACACAUUAAAGAUCAAGGAUGUGAAAUCCAGUGAUAGUGGAGACUACACCAUCAGCAUCGGAGACCUCACUGCCACUGCACCGCUUUUUAUAGAAAGGAUUCCCAUCAAGUUUUUUAGCCAUCUGAGGAAUGCACAUGUAAAGGAGAAGAGUACAGCCCACCUUGAUUGUGAGAUGACCUCCAAAGACGUGCGUGUACGCUGGUUAAAGGACGGUCGUGACAUCACAGGGACUCCCCGCUACAUUUUCAUGCAGGAGGGGAAAAGGGCGGAGGUUAUCAUAGAGGACUGUGAUCUUGCAGAUGGGGGAGAGUACGCCAUAGUGUGUACCCAAGACAAUGAUGACCAUAAGUACGUCAGUUCUGCCAAUCUGACUGUGUAUGAGCGUUUUGCGACUGUGAAGAAUGGACUGUCGGAUGCUCAGUGCCCGACAGGCUCUCCUGCAGAGCUGUGUGUCGUCCUUAAUGAUGAGAAGGUCGAUGGCGUGUGGCUUAAAGAUGGAGUUGAGAUUUCACAAAUGAAUGCGGUGCACGUGGUCAAACAGGGGGCAGUCCACAAGCUGGUCUUCCCUGGGGUGACUGAUGCCCACCAGGGCAAGUACACCUUCAGAGCUAAAGGGGCUGAGAGUGAGGCGUCACUCAACAUUGCAGAUCCUCCUGAGAUGGACUCCACAGUGCUAGAGAUGCUGAGUGCCCAGCCUGUGACAGUCCAGGCGGGCCAAACUGCUACCAUCAAGAUCCCCUUCAAAGGCAAACCCAUUCCCAAGGUGACCUGGUACAAGGAUGGCCUGGAGGUGAUGGAGGAUGAGAGGACCAAGGUGGAGCGGACAGCUGACUCCACGACACUAGUGAUCAGCAGUUGUGCAAGAGAGGACAGCGGUGCAGUUAUGCUCCGCCUGAAGAGUGCCUGUGGCACCGCUGUGGCCAGCCUACACCUCAGUGUCCUUGACCACCCCAAGCCUCCUCAAGGCAAGGUUGAAUUCCUGGAGCACUCAAGGAAGUGUAUUAAGAUGAAGUGGAAGGCUCCCCGGGACAACGGGGGGAAACAGGUGACCAGCUUUGUUAUUGAACGGCGUGUGGCAGGUAAGGUGGCAUGGAUCAAGGUGGAGGAGGUGGACAGCAGAACCACAGCCUUCAAUGAUGACAAGGUGGAGGAAGGCCAGGCUUACCAGUAUCGCAUCAGGGCCGUCAAUUCCCAAGGAGCGAGCGACCCCCUGGAGACAGAGGAGGUGUCCGCCGGGGAGCCCAUAGAGCCUCCAGGGGUGUCACCCCAGCCCCAGGUCUCUGACAUCACCAAAGACACCAUGACAGUGAGCUGGACCUCCCCAGCCCAGGAUGGAGGAGCCCCCAUCCUGGGCUACAUCCUGGAGAGGAGGAAGAAGGGCAGUAACAUAUGGGUCCAGGUCAACAAGGAGCUGCUCACAGAUACUACGCGUGUGGUGGAUGGGCUUCUGGAAGAUGUGGAGUAUGAGUUCAGAGUGUCCAGUGUAAACCGAGCUGGAGCAGGAAGCCCCAGUGCCGUUUCUAACACCGUCCUAGCCAAAGACCCCAUACGAGCCCCUGGCCUGGUUAGGAACUUGCGUGUGUCUGACUCCUCAAACACCUCCAUCUCUUUGAGCUGGGGACACCCGGAGCAGGGAGACGAGCCCUCGGGCUACAUCCUGGAGGUCUGCUCUGAAGAUGCAAAGGAGUGGACCAAGGCCACCAAGAUCCCCAUCGCCAGUGCUGCCCACACCGUGGUGGGACUUCAGGAGCGCAUGAAGUACUUCUUCCGUAUCCGAGCUGUCAACGAGGGAGGGGUCGGGGAGCCCACCGAGCUUGAAAAGGGCGAGUUUGCAAUGCCCCCGCCUGUGGCCCCCAGGUUUGACCUGCAGGGGAAGCUGAAGAGCCAGAUGAUGGUCCGUGCCGGGACAGCCUUCUGCCUUCACUUCAGCUUCUUCGGCUCUCCAUCCCCAGUGGUAACCUGGCUCAAAGAUGGCAUCCCCACCAAUGGCAAGGAGGUGAUCACCAAAAGCAAGAAUCACUCGCAAUUCCUCAUCUCCUCCUCCCAGCGAUCGGACUCCGGUGUGUACCGCGCCCACCUGAAGAAUGACUACGGAGAGGCCCACUAUGAUGUCAAUGUAAGGGUCACAGACUUCCCCCGGCCUCCGACCAACCUUGGCCUGCUGGAGGAGGUUCCUGGAACAGUGACAUUGCAGUGGGAUCAUACGCCUGACCUGGCAGAGGAUGAGGGAGCCCAUUAUGUCAUCCUCAAACGAGACACCAGUACCGCUUCCUGGUUCACUGCCGCGGAGCGUGUCUUCAGCCGCAGGUACACCGUUACUGGAUUGCUUCCUGGGAGGAAGUACUACUUCCGGGUCAUCGCACAGAAUUCCAUUGGCGAUAGUGACCCGCUGGACUCAAAGGAGCCCUUUAUCAUUGCCAAAGAGAAAGAGUACGUCAGCAGCCUUGUUCUGAAGGAGUACAGUCCACCACCACGCCAGGUGAAACCCUCUUUUCUCCUGCCUCUGAAGGACCAUGCCGUUCGUAGAGGACAUGACUGCACCAUGAGCUGUGCCUAUCAGGGCAUGCCGACUCCACAGGCCUGCUGGUAUAAGGGAGAGGAGAAGAUCUCAGAGUCCCCUCGGUUUUGGCACAGCACAGCUAAUGGAGUGUGCACCCUCGUCAUCCCCACCUGUGCAGCUAAAGACAGUGGCGAGUACACACUGGUGCUGGAGAACCCACUGGGCAUGGCCAAGUGCUCCUGCAACCUGCUGGUCUUUGAUAAGGAUGACAUGAGCCUCCUGGACAGUUUCACCGAUCCUGCAAAAAAAGAGAAGCUCAUCUUGUAGGCUACCUGUGCGAGGGCUGACUUCUGCUGUUGCAAAAUUUACAAAAAAGAAAAAAAGAAAGUUUUAUUUACCAAAGAUGCGUUCUGAGUAAGCUACUGCCAUUUCCACAAGU
Molecule: messenger RNA, 4144 nt
Organism: Lampris incognitus (smalleye Pacific opah)
Lineage: Eukaryota; Metazoa; Chordata; Actinopteri; Lampriformes; Lampridae
Product: immunoglobulin superfamily member 22-like
Exons: 25
Coding region: 1-4032 (1343 amino acids)
Molecular function (GO): protein binding
Source: RefSeq, a predicted model, not a curated record